Phalaenopsis equestris is the source of this 970-nucleotide messenger RNA. Its product is annotated as putative G3BP-like protein. Gene Ontology annotation, molecular function: mRNA binding. The transcript has 4 exons. Gene Ontology annotation, cellular component: ribonucleoprotein complex; cytosol. The record is from RefSeq and is a predicted model, not a curated record. The annotation marks the transcript as partial. NCBI's taxonomy places the organism in Eukaryota, Viridiplantae, Streptophyta, Magnoliopsida, Asparagales, Orchidaceae.
CGGAGAUCUAGAGCACGAGUACACGAUAUCGACGUAACGGUUUCGUCGCUUGGCUCUUCUUCGCAGAUCCGUAGCUGCAAACCCUUCAGAGUCCACGACAGAGCGGGAAGGAGGGCGUUGAGGCCAGCUUGAUCAACCCCCUAUUCGAUUACCUGACGUUCGAUUGCCGGAGCUUCCCGCAGCUGAUCUCUGCUCGAUUUGAUCCGGAUCUGCCUGGUUCGUUCUAGGGUUUUUUGGUAUUUCUUGGGCUUCUCGACCAGGAAUGGCGCCCCAGCAGUCAUCUCCCGCCGGGGCUCCCCCCUCCGCCCAAGUGGUCGGGAAUGUUUUUGUCCAGCAGUUCUUUCACAUCCUCCAUCGAUCACCAGCGCUCAUUCAUCAGUUUUAUCAGGAUAGUAGCAAACUGGGACGGCCAGGAGCCAACGGAGAGAUGAUCACGGUUUCCUCUUUGCAAGGCAUCGAUGAGAAGAUUCUGUCUAUGAAUUGCAGUGAGUACUUAGCACAGAUCAAGACGGUUGAUGCGCAGGAAUCUCUUGAUGGUGGAGUGAUGGUGCUAGUGACGGGUUGCCUCAUUGGGAAGGAUAAUGCGAAGAGGGACUUCACACAGACGUUCUUUCUUGCCACCCAGGACAAGGGCUACUAUGUUCUAAAUGAUAUUUUUCGAUUUCUGGACGUUGAUGAUCAGCAGGAGGAGCAGGAUUUUACGCAAAAAGCUGCUGGUCAGACCACGGAGCAUGACUCAAUUCCUUCACAGGAAGAAACUGUUCUUCAGCACACUGCAGCAACACCAGAAGAGAAUGUAGUGAAUGAAGAGGAAAGUUAUGUUCUUUUGGAAUCAGGGGAAGGUUCAGCUGCUGAAGAUGAAGAGCCAGUGGAGGAGGUGAUUAAUGAGAGUCCAACUGAUUCACCGGCUGCAGUAACUGCUCCAAGUCUUUCAGAUGGACAAGAGCACAAGAAAUCUUAUGCUUCUAUU